Molecule: messenger RNA, 788 nt
Organism: Laccaria bicolor S238N-H82
Lineage: Eukaryota; Fungi; Basidiomycota; Agaricomycetes; Agaricales; Hydnangiaceae
Exons: 5
Coding region: 1-609 (202 amino acids)
Biological process (GO): mitochondrial respiratory chain complex IV assembly
Cellular component (GO): mitochondrial inner membrane
Source: RefSeq, a predicted model, not a curated record
AUGGCUUCAAUCGCAUUCCGUGCCGUCAGGCAACGUAGCGCAUUGUGCAGGCGCGAAGCUCUCGGUAGCUGCAUUAGGCACUACGCUACAGAACUUCCUCGACCUCCGCCUUCAACAAGCGAGCCCGUCGUCGAGACAUACUCAGCUACCUCAAAACCGCGGCCUUACUACGCCAAACACCCACCAUAUAGAGAGUUGCCAAAAAUAAAAUCCAAGUGGCCUGUUGCGAUCUCCGCAUUGACCAUUGCCGUGCUGGGGUGGUCGGGGUUCAUGGCGUACGUGACGAAUCAAGAGAAACUUUCAAGCUCUGUAUCUCGGAGCAUAUUGCGAGCCGUGCGGGAGGAUCCUCAGUUGAGACAAGUGUUGGGUGAAGUGAUAAGACCGCAGCCGGAGUGGUGGUUGAAUGGAGACCCUUGGAUAAGUGGGCAUAUUAACCAGCUGCAGGGUAAUAUCGAUGUCAGCUUUAGGAUACGAGGGUCACGAAGCUCGGGAACGAUAUACUUUACCAGCAUACGAAAAGAAAAGGGUGUGCCCUUCACAGUUCUGCGCUUCAAGGUUAUUUGCGACGAUGGAACUAUUGUUCACAUUUCGGACAAUCUUACUAUCUAGGCUGCUGCUUUCAACAGAGAAUUUAUCCCUGAAUGUUCUUGGGCUUGUCCAGAUCAUGGCUGCGCUGCUGCUGACUUUGAUCCGUUGUGAUAUAUACGGGGUUCAACUGUUCAGGGCCUCUGAAAUGCAUGCAUUGGCAUCCACAGUCGUGUUUGUCUACGCGAUUGCAGAUAAACAUC